AUGCUAACCAAGCAAGGUCCGGCUAGAGCAAGGACAAUGGCAUAUUUUGGGGAGGGCAAAGGCCCGAUCCACGUGGAUAAUGUGAAAUGUACGGGAAAUGAGAGAUCCUUGGCAGACUGCAUUAAGCAGGACAUUGGGAUGCACAACUGCCGUCACAGCGAGGACGCGGGGGUGAUCUGUGACCACCUAAGCAAGAAGGCCCCUGGGAACAGCAAUAAAGAUUCUCUUGCUUCCGUUUGUGGAUUGAGGUUACUACAUCGUCGACAAAAGCGAAUAAUUGGUGGGAAAAAUUCUUUACGGGGUGGCUGGCCAUGGCAGGUCGCACUCCGGCUGAAAUCUUCUCAUGGUGAUGGAAGACUCUUGUGUGGUGCUACUCUCAUCAGCAGCUGCUGGGUCCUCACUGCUGCACACUGCUUUAAAAGGUAUGGCAACAACACUCGGAACUACGCUGUGCGAGUUGGAGACUAUCACACACUGGUACCAGAAGAGUACGAGGAAGAAAUUGGAGUCCAGCAGAUUGUGAUGCAUAAAGAGUACAGGCCUGACAGCAGCGACUACGACAUUGCAUUGGUGAGGCUACAAGGGCCAGAGGAACAGUGUGCCAGAUUCAGCACCCACGUCUUACCUGCUUGUUUGCCAUUAAGGAGAGAGAGACCACAGAAAACUGCUCCCAACUGUUAUAUCACUGGAUGGGGCGACACAGGAAGGGCUUACUCAAGAACAUUACAACAGGCUGCCAUCCCCUUACUUCCCAAGAGGGUAUGUGAAGAUCGUUACAAAAGAAGAUUCACAGGAAGAAUGCUCUGUGCUGGAAAUGUCCAGGAACAGAAGCGUGUUGAUAGCUGUCAAGGAGACAGUGGCGGACCACUGAUGUGUGAACGCCCAGGAGAAAGCUGGGUUGUGUAUGGUGUGACCUCCUGGGGCUACGGCUGUGGAGUGAAAGAUUCUCCAGGUGUCUACACAAAAGUAUCAUCUUUUGUACCCUGGAUAAAAAGUGUGACCAAACUAUGA
This is a messenger RNA of Pelecanus crispus (Dalmatian pelican), 1011 nucleotides long. NCBI's taxonomy places the organism in Eukaryota, Metazoa, Chordata, Aves, Pelecaniformes, Pelecanidae. The record is from RefSeq and is a predicted model, not a curated record.